This is a messenger RNA of Daphnia pulicaria, 2230 nucleotides long. RefSeq names its product threonine synthase-like 2. NCBI's taxonomy places the organism in Eukaryota, Metazoa, Arthropoda, Branchiopoda, Diplostraca, Daphniidae. The transcript has 9 exons. Gene Ontology annotation, biological process: 2-oxobutyrate biosynthetic process; dephosphorylation. The record is from RefSeq and is a predicted model, not a curated record. Gene Ontology annotation, molecular function: pyridoxal phosphate binding. Bases 421 to 1854 code for a protein of 477 amino acids.
AGCGUGAUCCAUGCGUGACUGUUUCGUGAUUGAUUAGUUCGCUUAUCGCUAAAUCCGCAAGCAAACAAAAACAAAUAUCCUGUUGAAGUGUUUUAAUUAUCACUAUCAAAUCACACCAUUUCUGUUUGUUCUUUGAUCUCAUAGACACAUCUAUAACUCUGUCAUAGAGAUAGAAGUAGACUUUUAUUUCUCACAUGCUGAUAAAAAAGUAUUAGCGCAGCAAUAUAAACAUUGGAAUACGUAUUGCUUUGCUGGAUAGUCCAAUCCAAUCGCUCAUUCCAAAUUCUAAGUGGUGUACCCGGGUGUACCACACCAAAACACACAUUUCCUUGACGACACUUGAGACUUGACGACUGGGCACUUUCUAGACAUUUUCUUUGCUGACCUUGUGGCUUGUGCCUAUCAAAUCUAAGGGUGAAAAUGAAAUACAGGAGCACUAGAUCUUCAAGUGGUACUAGUGAUCUCUUUUCAUUUGAAGAAGUUUUAUGCUCACCAGGUUAUGCCAAAGAUGGAGGACUUUAUGUGUGUGAUCAUAUUCCAACAAUAACAAAAAAUGAAUUUCAUUCUUGGAAAGACUUGAAAUACCCUGGCAUUGUGCAAAAAAUACUUAGACUGUUCACUUCAGAAGAUGAGCUUACAGAUAGAGAAAUUGAAGGAGUCGUUGGUUCAGCGUUCAAAGAUUUCGAAUAUCCCGAGAAGGUUAUACACCUUGAAAAGUUAGAUGAAAAAAUGUAUAUUGCUGAGCUCUUUCAAGGACCCACCUUGUCAUUUAAAGAUUUAUCUAUAGCUGUACUUGCCAAACUUUUGGAAAUUUUCUUGAAGAAAAAGAAGGGUCAAGAAAAACGCGUUAAAAUUUUGGUAGGGACUGCUGGCGAUACCGGUCCCGCUUCCGCUCACAGUGUCGCCAACCUAGAAAGAGUAGACUUGGUCUUACUAUAUCCUUUGAAUCGGGUAUCGAAAAUCCAAGAGCUCCAAAUGCUGACUGUCAAAGCGCCAAACGUACACAUUUGUGCGGUUGAGGGAAGUUCCGACGAUGGGGACGAACCCAUCAAAGAAUGUUUCCAAGACCAGCACUUCUCAGCGGCUAACAGUCUUUGCUCUUUCAACAGCAUACAAUGGGGCCGAGUUCUCCUUCAAACCGCUCACUAUGCUUACAUAUACCUCCAGUGCUGUCCCAACAUUGGCGAUGAGAUUUGCAUCGUUGUACCAACUGGAGCGGCCGGAAAUUUGGCCGCUGGAUCCCUUGCUCGUGAAAUGGGUUUCCCGAUCAAGCUGGUCGCCACGGUAAAUUCCAAUGAUAUUUUAGCACGAUCAUUUCAAAAUGGAGAUUAUAGUCCGGUGCCUGACGUGGCCGCUUCCUUAGCACCAUCGAUGGAUAUUCAAGCUCCUUACAAUAUUGAAAGAGUGUUGUAUUUUGCAACUCACGGCGAUGCGCUAGCCGUUCGAAAUGUCAUGCAGGAUUUUGAACAAAGCGGAAAGGUGACACUUUCAGCGGAGAUUUUGGCCGCAAUCCAGGAUGUUAUAGUAGAGUCUGUGUCCGUGAGUGAUAGCGACAUCGUUCAGGCCAUGCAGCUUUGCCAUAGCAAAUACAAUUAUGUUAUUUGUCCCCACACUGCAACUGCUGUCUCCUACUGUUUCAACGUAGAGCAACGGGAAGAAAAGGUAUUCGUUUGUCUAGCUACGGCAUCACCGGCAAAAUUUCCCGAGGCCUGUGAAGCGGCAGGAUUGUACAAGUCGACACACCAUAGAGUGGAGAGAUUAAAACUGGAUACCGAAAAUGCCACGCCCCGACACGUCUUCUUAAAGGGCCACGACUGGACAAGUCAAUUAAAAGAAAUCAUCCUCAAGAUUUAGGGAGAAAAAUGUUGAAUUUUGUCACAAACAAAACUGAAUAUUUACCUGAGAUUCACUCAGGGAACGUUCAGUCCACAUAUUACGUAGUAGGCCUAGAGCUAGUUAGGGAGGGGGUCAGCAAAAUAUUACUGGGGGAGUUCGAUGGUUCCAUACGUAGUAAUUCGAAAAACUUCAAUCCAAUUAAAGAAAACUUUAAAUACAUAUAUUUAGAAAAAAAAAUUUUUUUUUUGCCAAUUUCAUGUAAUUUGGCAAUGCUACUCUUGUUUAAAUUAUGUCUUCUGUGGUGUUUUUAUUAAGGAAUUGAGUUAAAGCACUCAAUUAAAAACAUAGUUUUUAAAAAUGCUGGCAACCUGUUUGCGAGGUUCCCGAAGGAAAU